CGCAACCUCAGUUUGCGAAUUUCGCUCCUCAUGUACUUCAUGUUGCAAUGGCUUGUGCAAAUCACCUGUGGCAAUGAAGCGUGUACAAUGAUUAUGAACGUAUUUGGAUAUACUGCAAUGGGACAGUUGUUCGUCUUACUCAUUCUUUUGCUGCUGUCAAUAAUAUGUGGCCUUAUACUGGUAGGAUAUGGACUGAACUUCCACCGCUCAAAGUACCUGCCUAUUAUUAUAGCUAUGGAACGACUGUAUGCGAUUCUCGGGAUUCUGCUUUUCAUGAUUGCUGCUAUAUUGGGUACAUGGAUGGCUGUGCGUACUGAUGAUGAAACUGUGAACUAUCAAGGAAGAGGGAAAUUUCAUAUCCGAGGUCAAUGGAUAGCUGCAGCGGUAAGCAGAAACUCAUGA
Molecule: messenger RNA, 402 nt
Organism: Angiostrongylus costaricensis
Lineage: Eukaryota; Metazoa; Nematoda; Chromadorea; Rhabditida; Metastrongylidae
Source: the annotation of a GenBank genome assembly